AUGCUGCCGGUUUUUAGAACAGCCUUAUCUGGAGCUAGUCGUAGACUAGUAAUAGAGGCCAGACCUUUGAGUAGAUCCGGUUUCAGACUAUUGUCGGAGAAUUUGUCGGCAUCAUCUUUGGCUGCGGGUAGAAACGGCCCCGGCAAAUCAAGAAGUUUCCAUUUCAGCCGAACUUUAUCAAAUACUCUUAAAAAAGAGGGAAAAUCGGUUGUUGAAAAAACUGUCAAGGCUGCUGAAGAAACCGGGCCCAAGAAAAGACCUUCAUUGAAGGAGCUCACUAAGAAAUAUGGAUGGGCCGCUGUAGGAGUGUAUUUUGGAUUGAGUGCUAUCGAUUUCCCUCUUUGUUUUUUGUUUGUUCAUUCUAUGGGUAAAGAAAAAGUCCAGGAACUUGAGAAAUCAGUCAAGGGUUUCUUUGGAUUCAGCACAAAGCCUGAUGACCUUUCAAUUGUGCCUGACGAGAAUGCCGAGGAUCUGGGUACCGAAAGUACUGAAGAGGAGAACAACUGGAGUUUGUUGAUUACCGAGCUUACUAUUGCAUAUGCCAUACAUAAGUCUGUGUUUAUUUUUGUCCGAGUACCCACAACUGCAGCCAUUACUCCUUGGGUGGUCAAGAAAUUGAGAAGUUGGGGUUUUAAUAUUGGAGGCAAGGCUGCUGAGACCACUGCCAGGUUUGGCACUGCUCCUAGCAACAGACAAAAAUGGACUUCCUGGUUUUCAUGA
Sugiyamaella lignohabitans is the source of this 720-nucleotide messenger RNA. RefSeq names its product Nat2p (gene NAT2). The record is from RefSeq and is a predicted model, not a curated record. Gene Ontology annotation, cellular component: mitochondrion. Bases 1 to 720 code for a protein of 239 amino acids. The transcript has a single exon. NCBI's taxonomy places the organism in Eukaryota, Fungi, Ascomycota, Dipodascomycetes, Dipodascales, Trichomonascaceae.